GUGACGCUCCUGACGUCACCAACCUUCAUCAACAAGCAGCAUGGCGGAGCCGACGGUCCGGAUGUCUGGGAUAGUUUUAGCUUCUCUAAUGUUUCAGCAUGUUAACAGCGAUUCAGACGUGGAAGGUCUGAUCCUUGGAGAGAGUAAAUUUGAAGAGCAGAUCACCAUCAGUGACUCUCAGGCUGAUCACAUUCACAUCGAGGAAAUAUACAAUGUCCAGAAGCACAUCGCCUGCCACAAGCUGAACCACUUCUAUAACAGCGUAGGAGAGGUGAACGUGGAUGCAGUGAAGAAGAUCCUGGCUGACAAUAAGCAGGAGAGCGUGAUCGGUUGGUACCGCCAGCGGAGGAACACGGAUCAACAGAUGACGUUCAGGGAAAGGAUCGUCCAUGAGAAGCUGAAGAGCGCUCUGUCCAACCCUCACAUGAUCUUCCUGCUGCUGACGCCCAGCAAGUUAACGUCUCCGUCGCCGGGGUCCACCCACAGGAUGGAGUACGCCGCCUUCAUCUCACGCAGCAGGCGUUUCAUCAAUGUUCCCGUACUGGUCAACAAUCUGGGUUUACUGGAGCAGCUGGCGUACUGGAAGGUGUCUGCUUCGUGUUCAGCUGUCGGUUACAACGUCACCAUGAAGAAACACGGCUCUAAGUUCUUCUCCUCCAACGGGUUUCUGAGAGAAGUCAACGAAAUGAACAAGAUGAACGAUUCUCUGCAGUCGGAGCUGCAGAAAGCGUGCAGCGACGUGGAGGAGAGCGAACGGCUGCUGGAAACUCUGCUGGCAGACGUUGCGGCUCUGAGGAAGAGAGUCAGCGAGAAGAAGAAGCAGAGCAGAGCAGAUAAAAACGCAGAUUCUCGUCCAGCCGAGCAGAAGAACAACCUUCGGCUGCACGAAGCCGUCCGAGCUCUGUUCGCCUGCUCGCCUCUCUUCCGCACUCAGACUUUAACCGUGGAGGCGUUUCCUGUACCGGACGUCUCCUGCGUCACCGGGACGACGACGACGACGAACACGACCGACCCUGAAACUCCAGCCGCUCAGGAAACGCCCCCCUCCUCCUCCUCCUCCUCCUCCUCCUCCUCCUCCUCCUCCUCCCCGCCGCCGCGUCCCGGCAGCGCGACUCACUGUAGGAAAAGGUUGAAAGAAACUCCGCCGGGCAGGGAGAGGAAACGCAGGAAAAGUAGAUCCUGAUGUGGAAAAUACGUUUGUUAUUGAUGGAAACUGGACGCCAUCUUGUUUUUUAAUCCGUUAAAUUAAAAUAAACAGCGGAAGUUUAUCGUUGUUUAAAAUGUUUCCUGAUAAAGAUCUUUUGUUUAAAUAA
Molecule: messenger RNA, 1313 nt
Organism: Thunnus maccoyii (southern bluefin tuna)
Lineage: Eukaryota; Metazoa; Chordata; Actinopteri; Scombriformes; Scombridae
Gene: abraxas1
Product: abraxas 1, BRCA1 A complex subunit
Exons: 9
Coding region: 41-1183 (380 amino acids)
Biological process (GO): mitotic spindle assembly; attachment of spindle microtubules to kinetochore; protein K63-linked deubiquitination
Cellular component (GO): nucleus
Molecular function (GO): microtubule binding; polyubiquitin modification-dependent protein binding
Source: RefSeq, a predicted model, not a curated record